Trametes versicolor FP-101664 SS1 is the source of this 2636-nucleotide messenger RNA. Its product is annotated as nucleoporin-interacting protein NIC96. The coding region runs from base 1 to 2598 and encodes 865 amino acids. The transcript is spliced from 11 exons. Gene Ontology annotation, biological process: poly(A)+ mRNA export from nucleus; protein import into nucleus. NCBI's taxonomy places the organism in Eukaryota, Fungi, Basidiomycota, Agaricomycetes, Polyporales, Polyporaceae. Gene Ontology annotation, molecular function: structural constituent of nuclear pore. The record is from RefSeq and is a predicted model, not a curated record. Gene Ontology annotation, cellular component: nuclear pore.
AUGGCUGCAGACCUCUCUUCGCUUUUGAACGCGUCAAAGGCGCUGACGUCCCACUUGGCUCGCCCCGACCUACCAUCUGUGAACUUGUCUCUGGACCAGAUUGAAGCGCAGUCCAGGAGGCUAGUCUCCAGACAGCCUGGGACCUCCGCAGAUGCAGGACGCGCAAAUUAUCUCCUGGCGCAGGCUCAUGUCGAUGCUCCCGCACUUGCAAACUCCAUCGCACACUUGAACACCCAGACCACCUUUUCUCCCCUCCAAGCGCUCCAAGACACUGAUGUCGCGGGCUACCUCCGCCAUGCACACGAACAGAACCUCAUUUCCACUAUUGAAGAGGGCCGAAGAGAGACGCAGGAGGAGUUCUACCGCGUGCUCGAAGACCGAGGCCGGAGGGACUGGGAAGCACGUAAGAAACGCGUCUUCGAGCAGCUCGGCGCGCGUGUGGGUGGGGAGAACAGGGCGGUGGCGGACCUCAAGAAGAGUACGCAUGGCAAGAACUUGUUAUCUGCGAGUGUGGGUCCAGCACCUACCCUGCAGAUGCAGAGUAAGAUGAUGGCCUAUGAUCGUGUCGUUGCUGAUCUCAACGCCUCGCGACUGCGCGGCACGUCGUACCCCAUCGUUCACGCACUCGUCCAGGCGUCGCAGUCCACAAACUCUGACCCGCGCUCGCAACAAACCACUCAGAACUUCCAUGUCCUUGCCAAAAUCACCGGGGAGCCUGCAUCGCUCCCUCCACUGUCUCACGCCGGCGCGCACAUUCUCAAUGCGCCACUCAUUGAGCGCAAGUUUGCCCGUGCUUACUUGGGAGAUCCUGAAUCGCGGGAGGCUGUUGAGCUUCGCAGGCAGAUUGCCAAGGGCGCACGCGAAGCGCUGGAGGAACAAUACUGGGACGUCAUCGAGCGUACCAUCCAAGCGCGUGCAACGGAGGCGCGACUGGGCGGUGACCCGAGCGUGGCCAACAAGAUCAGAGCGUACAUCCUCCUGCGACACUACCGCAAUGGCGAGUGGGAGGACAGGAUCGAGCUCGUAGCAGGCCAGCCUCUCUGGGCAAGACUGUUCUACCUGAUUCGCACCGGACACGCGCAAGAAGCGCUGGAAGAAGCAACGCGCCUCCAGCAAGCGAUCGAGCACCGCGAAUCCAGCUUCCUCAGCCACCUGAGGGCAUGGGUCGAGUCUGCAGACAGACGGCUACCCAAACCACACCGCGACCAGUUGCACGCGGCGUACAACGCGCAUAUGCUCCACUCUGCGACGGCAGACCCGUUCAAACUCGCUCUGUACAAACUUUUGGGUAAGAUCGACCCGGCGCGCAGGAGCGUCGCGCAAGUCACAGUCACCACAGAAGACUGGCUAUGGUUCCAGCUGUCGAUGGUUGAUGAGGACGAGUUCGGUGGUCUGAGAGGGCUUGCUGAGGUGCUGCUCAGCUACGGCGAACGGCACUUUGACGGCGUGCCUGGCCAGAAGGGUGCUAAGCGUGGCGUCUGGGCAGGUGUCCUGCUCAUGUGUGGCCAGUUCGAAAGAGCUGUCGCGGCGCUGUGGGACCACCACGAAACCGAGGUGGAGGCCGUUCAUCUCGCGAUCGCGCUCGCGUACCACGGCCUGCUCCGUGUGCCCUCACGGGCGGAGACGUCAGAUGUGACGCCUUUGACACUUUCCAAUGUCUCGCCACCGGCUCUGAGUCUGUCGACACUGGUCUGGCGGUACAUCAGGCAGUUUGUCAAGAUGGACGCACGGGAAGCCCUGCAGUACGUUUACUGUGUCUGCCUGAGCGCCGACCAGCCCGGUGGCGUCGGUAAGGAACAGGUCGAGAAUGCCUGGGAGCUCGUCCGUCGCAUCAUCGUCCUCGCAAAUACUGGUCAGGCAUGGGAAGAGCUCGUUGGUGGCUUCAGGCCCGACGGGACGCGCUUCAGCGGCGCAAUCGAGCAGAACGCGCCCCUGCUCAAGCUCGACGACACGCGCGAGUACAAUGAGCACAUUCUCAACCGUGCCGCGAAGUCGUCAGAGGAGGCGGACCGCAUCCCCGAGGCGAUCAAGCUGUACAACCUCGCGGGCGACUACACGACCGUCAUCUCGGUGCUCGCGCAAGCGCUCGGGAACACGCUCGCGCAGCCCAGCGUCGACGAGAAGGCGCGCACGGUUGAGCGCACGGCCGCGGACGUGCUGCGUCAUUACGAGCGCACGAAUCGUGCGGUCGGCCGCGAACGCGAUGCGGUGAUCCGAAUGCUGCGCGUGCGCGAGGCGAUGGACGCGAAGGACGCGGGGCGCGUCGAGAGCGCGCUCGAGCUCAUGGAGUCGACGGACCUUAUCCCAAUGGACGGCGACGUCGCGAAGAUCACGAAGCGCGCAGAGGAGUUCCGCGAGCUGCCGGACGCGCUGCAGCGCAACCUGCAGACGUUCCUCGCGCUCACGAUGGACGUCCUCGCGGCCGUGCACCAGAAGGUGAAGGCGUCGUCGUUGCCCGACGUCACGCGGCAAGCGACUCUAGCCGCGCUACGCAAAAAGUCGAGGUCGCUCAUCAUCUUUGCUGGGAACCUCAAGUACAGGAUGUCGCCCGAUGUGUACUCGUAUCUUGCGCGACUGGACGUGGAGAUCGCGUUGUGAUUGCUAGCUCUCUUUGUACUCUUCACGAUAUAUUGCCC